AUGAAUCUUACUAUUCACAAUACCCCCGAUGCACCACCAACUUUUUGCAACCCAAUGGGUGAGUCUUCUAUUGACGUGACGCUUUCGCGCGGCGACUUCUCGAUAUCCGGAUGGCGUGUCCCUCCGGACGCAUCCUGUAGUGAUCACCGCUUGAUCGUGUACGAAUUCAUACCAAGGGUUGCACAGGAUCCACAAAGGGCUGCCUAUAAUUUUAGAUAUAAAACUAAAGGUGCGAACUGGGCUUUGUUUGGUUCACUCUUUGUAACUCAUACCAAAGACUUCAGUCGCAGUAGUUUAUCAGCUGAGGAAAGCGCAGAAAUACUAUCAGAAACUUUCACAUACUGCGCUGAUGUAUCUAUUGGUCGCGGAUCUAUCACUAACACUUGUAGAUGUGAUUGGUGGAAUGAUAGAUUAGCCGACCUACGUUUCUACGUAGUAGUAGUACGUAGCUUCUGCUACCGGAAAGCUCGUAGAAAGUUAAACACUAUUAACAAACAUAACGUAACAGGAGAUUUGUACAAUAAUGCUCUCAUUGCUCUUAGACUUGCCAGGUCCCACUACAGAGCUGCUGUGGAAAAAUCCAAGGGAAACUUAAUUCAUAAACUUGUUGAUAAACUCGAUAGAGAGGGCCCGUGGUCACCUUUGUAUCACGAAUUUAAGGCAAAUAAAUUAAUCGACCUUGCAUACAUACAGAACAUCAAAAUUAAUAACAGAUAUACCACAGGAGUAGAACAAACAGCAGAAUAUCUAUUAGAAUCACGUGUACCUAACGACACUGAUCAUCACCGGCAGAUCAGGCAGUGGGCCAUCGAACCACCACUGUCUCCAAUGUCUAAUUUACCAGCUUCAGACGAAUUUCUCGGUAUCAUUCGAUCCUUGCCGCUAAACAAGGCUUCAGGCGAUGAUAAAAUAUCUAACAAAAUGAUAAAAGAAGCUUGUAAACUUUCGGGUGACACGAUUUUCACUGUCUUUAAACGUUGCAUUGCUGAAGGAAUAUUUCCUCGUAUAUGGCGGUGCGGUAAUAUUCGUAUAAUAUCAAAAAGUGGCGACAAGCCACCGGAUGAUCCUAAAUCCUACCGACCAAUCACAUUGUUACCAUCGUUAGGAAAGCUUUUAGAAGGUCUUGUAGUGCCCCAGCUUCUGCCAGGUGGAGUUAAAUUUCAUAAUAGACAAUUUGGAUUUACGUUGGGUAAAUCGACAACUGACGCUGUUAUAUCGGUUAGAAAGUUUGUCACAGAGUCAAAAUUUCAAUACGUGCUGGCUAUUUUCUUAGAUAUAUCUGGCGCCUUCGACAACACAUGGUGGCCCAUGCUGUUGCUGAAAUUAAAAUCACGAGGGAUAUCAACUGCGACAUGGGGUCUAUCAUUUAAUACAUUAAAGAUCAUAUACGGAGCUACUUAUUUAGGUUCUAUGUGCUAUGGUGCACCUGUAUGGGCCGAUAGGGCGACCGUAGGCGCUGUCCGUCGCAAACUGUUACAAGGCCAACGACUUGCACUGAUAUUCCUGUGUAAGGCAUAUAGGACGGUUAGCACUGAGGCUUUGCCGGUGUUGGCGGGUGUGCUUCCGGUCGAUCUCGAGGUGCAGAGACGUGCAGCCAUGUACUAUUCAAGACAACAAAACAUGGAAUGCGAUUUUUUGGGCGCGCGGGAUCGCGGUAAAAUUACAAGAUUGCUUCAACAGCAGCCCGAUGUCUAUAAUGACCUCAUAGACGAAUGGCCACAACGCUGGGAUGAAUCAUCCAAGGGGCGCCAUCUUUACCAAUUCUUUCCAUCUGUUCGCGAACGGUUGUCGAGGAUAUGGCUUGAGGUGGAUCUCUGUGUCGCUCAAUUUCUUACGGGUCAUGGUAACUUUAAGAGCAAGCUUUAUCCAUUUAAAUUAGUCGAGUCACCAUUGUGUCAAUGCUCAACACCUAACUCUCACUAUGAACAGUCUGCUCAUCAUAUCCUCUGGGAAUGUAGUCUUUGGUAUAAUGAACGUAAUAUAAUGCUGAAUAGCUUGCAGGUGACAUCUGGGGCGGUAUACUAUGGGGAUCUUGUGUCAACUAGGGUGAAUUUCCGUGCGUUUAGGCGCCCUGAGGUAAUCUCGUGUAUUUCUCCGCUGGGUAAGCCGGUGAGUAGACCGCCUGUUACGUGCAGCGGUUACACCCAAUACAAUGAUAGGAUAAGGAGCGCUUUGGAGGAUGCGAUUCUGGAAUACCGAUAUUUAAAUUGCAAUGAUAGGCCCCGGUUAUUCCGUUUGCCCAUUCAUAAAAGAAAUUUAGCGCUGGUGGGUGCCCUGGAUUCGUUAUUGCCUGAAUAUUUAGAUAAUAGCGAAGAUCUUAGUGAUACACAUUCUAUUCUAUACUGUGCGGCUAUUGCAGUUUGUCGAGUAGCUGGUGUUAAAAUAGCUGACAAUGUCACUACUACUCGACCUAAAUCUACUGUACCAGCUUGGCAGUAUAGAAUUGAACGUCGUAUUGCUGAGACCAGGACACUCAUCGGUAAGCUUAUUAGCUACCGAUCAGGGAAUACGCGGCCGAGAGUGAUGCGCUUUGUGAAACAAGCAUUCUUGGGGACUACGAUAAGUCCUCAGCAGUACAUGUCAUGUGUCACAGAGCGCAUAGACUUUCUAAAGCAGAAAAUUUAUGCAUGA
Molecule: messenger RNA, 2631 nt
Organism: Arctia plantaginis
Lineage: Eukaryota; Metazoa; Arthropoda; Insecta; Lepidoptera; Erebidae
Source: the annotation of a GenBank genome assembly